Molecule: messenger RNA, 2090 nt
Organism: Cryptomeria japonica (Japanese cedar)
Lineage: Eukaryota; Viridiplantae; Streptophyta; Pinopsida; Cupressales; Cupressaceae
Product: protein trichome birefringence-like 25
Exons: 3
Coding region: 447-1874 (475 amino acids)
Cellular component (GO): Golgi apparatus
Molecular function (GO): O-acetyltransferase activity
Source: RefSeq, a predicted model, not a curated record
AGAGUGUUUUAAAAUGGAUCUGCAUGAUAAAUCCAAACCCUUUCUAACCCAUAAUGAAAGAGUGUUGUUUCCUUGCUUCAAUAUCUUCCCAUCAAUGAGUAUUCAAUCAUAGCAGAAGCUAGAAACUUCACAUCAAAUACAAAGAUUCGGGGAAAACCUCAUUUUCAUCUGGCCACAUUUUUCUGAACAAACAAUCGCAAUUAAGUAACCAUUAGAGAGAUGAUCGAGACUUAAACUUACUCAUGGUAUAUACUGCUUACUGAAUUUAAUGUCUCCAAUCAUUUUAAGAGGACAGCUGAACAUCUUGACCUCACAUUAAUUGCUAUUAGUUCACCAAUUAAAUUUCCUGCUCAAGCACUCUUAUCCCCUCGCAUUCAGACAUAACUGAAGGUGCUGCAACCCAUUUCAUUUCUGUGCUCACAUUUGUGUAGUUUUAGCUUGAGAUCAUGAAAGCCCAUCAACACAACUGCAGCAAUGGAGGAACGAAGGGGAUUGGCGCACAGCCACAUGGGGAUUGGAGUGCAUUUCUUCUCCAAAGGAGAUAUCUCUUCAUAUGGUUUGUGAUUGCCCUCAUUCCUUUUGCAGUUGUUCGUGCAUACUUCUGGCAUGACCAAGCUGUCUACGAACCCGACACUCCAGUUGAUGAUUCGUCACAUCAAACUGCAAACAACAGAUCCAAUCCUGCUCCCAUAUCCUUGGAGCAAUAUACAAAACCAAACAACAGUGUCAACAGCAUUGGAGGAACUUUGAAUAAACAUAACAGCAUUGAAGGCACUAAUGGUGAUCAUAACAGCACUUUCAGCAGUGGAGCAGAUGGUGAAUGUGAUCUAUCAAAUGGGAAGUGGAUCCCAGAUCCUUCAGGCCCCUUCUAUACAAAUGAAACUUGCCGGGCUAUUCAAGAACAUCAAAACUGUAUGAAACAUGGACGCCCAGAUACUGAUUAUCUACAUUGGAGAUGGAGACCUGAUAGUUGUGAGCUUCCACAAUUCAAUGCAGCUGGCUUCCUUAAUCUUGUGCGUGGUAAAAUCUUGGCUUUCAUUGGAGAUUCCAUUGGGCGCAACCAUAUGCAAUCCCUUGUCUGCCUUUUAUCUCAGGUGGAAGAUCCCAGGGAUAUAUAUAAUGAUGGAACUGAUAAAUUUAGACGAUGGUAUUUCCCAUCAUACAACUUCACUCUUGCAGUGUUAUGGUCACCUUUCUUUGUUAAGGAAACAACAAAAGAGAUAGAAGGUACUACAAGGGAUCAACUCAAACUCCAUCUCGAUGUUGCUGAUGAUAGGUGGACAUCUGAGUUGCAUGAAUUUGAUAUUGUGCUCAUCUCUGGAGGCCAAUGGUUUUUAAAGUCAUCCAUUUAUUUAGAAAAGGAUGAGGUUGUUGGUUGUCAUUAUUGUCCAGGUACUAAUUACACACAGCUAGGGUUUUAUUUUGCCUAUAGGAAAGCCCUCCGUUUGGCUUUUAAGGUCCUCACCUCUUCGCCAGAAUAUAAAGGAUUGACUUUCUUAAGGACUUUUACUCCUGACCACUUUGAAAAUGGUAGGUGGGACAAUGGAGGAUCUUGCGAAAGAACUCUUCCUUAUAAGAACAAUGAGAUUACAAUGGAUGGUAUAAAUAUAGAAAUGUAUAAGAUUCAGUCGGAAGAGUUCAAGAAAGCAGCAAAAGAGGGUGCUGCUAGGGGAUUGAAAUUCAAACUCCUUGAUACAACCUGGCUUUCAUUGUUAAGACCUGAUGGACACCCAGGUCCUUAUCGUUAUUCCUAUCCAUUUGCAAAGGAUAAGAAUGCAAAAGUGCAAAAUGAUUGCUUACACUGGUGUUUACCAGGGCCUAUAGAUACUUGGAGCGAGUUUCUGUUGGAGUUUCUCAAGCGUGAAUCUGAGUGAGUGAUCCUAAGAGGCAGCAUUAUCAGGCAUGCUUUGGAUUAUCAGCACAUAUUGUGAAUUUCUAUAUUUACAAAAUGUAAUAUGUAACUAUUGAUAACCUGCAUCUGGCAUAAUUGCAGAAGGAUGCGAUUUUUUCUGUACUCUAGUAUGAAGGACUCCAAAGGCCUGUAUUUAUAUUCUUUUUCUUUCAGCUAAUUUGGAGAUGUUUUACUUCAA